Rhododendron vialii is the source of this 1537-nucleotide messenger RNA. Its product is annotated as fructose-bisphosphate aldolase 2, chloroplastic. Gene Ontology annotation, molecular function: fructose-bisphosphate aldolase activity. Gene Ontology annotation, biological process: glycolytic process; fructose 1,6-bisphosphate metabolic process. Gene Ontology annotation, cellular component: cytosol. NCBI's taxonomy places the organism in Eukaryota, Viridiplantae, Streptophyta, Magnoliopsida, Ericales, Ericaceae. The record is from RefSeq and is a predicted model, not a curated record. Bases 164 to 1348 code for a protein of 394 amino acids. The transcript is spliced from 6 exons.
AAGUAUAAGUAACUGAGGGAGUGAUAGAGUGAGAGAGCAUGUGUGGUAAAGAGGCACAGAGAGGUUGCUGAUAAGAUUUGUAUAGCCCUCUGCUUGCUUCUUGAUUCCUAUCUGUUGUAAGAGAGGAACAAGAGCCUCAAAAGCCAAAAAAACACUGAAACAAAUGGCCUCAGCUUCUCUCCUCAAGUCAUCCCUUGUUCUUAACAAGUCCGAAUGGGUGAAGGGCCCGAGCUUCCGCCAGCCCUCUGUCUCCCACGUCCGCUGCCAACCCGCGCCCUUCACCGUGAAAGCUGUUUCCUCCUACGCCGAGGAGCUUAUCAAGACUGCGAAAACCGUUGCUUCGCCUGGGCGUGGAAUUUUGGCAAUGGACGAGUCAAAUGCAACCUGUGGGAAGAGACUUGCCUCAAUUGGGCUAGAGAACACCGAGGCUAACCGCCAGGCAUACCGUACUCUCCUGGUGUCUGCUCCAGGUCUGGGUCAGUACAUCUCUGGUGCUAUCCUCUUUGAGGAGACACUCUACCAAUCCACUGUUGAUGGCAAGAAGAUGGUCGAUGUGCUUGUCGAGCAGGGCAUUGUCCCCGGUAUCAAAGUCGACAAGGGUUUGGUGCCCUUGGCUGGUUCAAACGAUGAGUCGUGGUGCCAAGGUCUCGAUGGCCUUGCCUCCCGCACAGCAGCAUACUACCAACAGGGAGCUCGUUUCGCCAAAUGGCGUACUGUUGUGAGCAUUCCCAACGGCCCAUCUGCCUUGGCCGUGAAGGAAGCUGCCUGGGGUCUUGCCCGCUACGCUGCCAUUUCUCAGGAAAGUGGAUUGUCCCCAAUUGUGGAACCAGAGAUCUUGCUUGAUGGUGAGCAUGGAAUUGAGAGGACUUUUGAAGUGGCUCUGAAGGUUUGGGCUGAAGUGUUCUUCUACCUUGCUGAAAACAAUGUCUUGUUCGAAGGGAUCCUCCUCAAGCCAAGCAUGGUUACCCCUGGAGCUGAGUGCAAGGAAAGGGCCACCCCCCAACAAGUUGCUGACUACACCCUCAAGCUCCUCAAGAGGAGAAUCCCCCCGGCUGUCCCCGGAAUCAUGUUCUUGUCUGGUGGGCAAUCUGAGGUUGAGGCAACCCUGAACUUGAAUGCGAUGAACCAAGCUCCCAACCCAUGGCACGUUUCCUUCUCAUAUGCCAGAGCCCUCCAAAACACCUGCCUCAAGACAUGGGGUGGGCGCCCCGAGAACGUAAAGGCGGCUCAGGACACGUUGCUGACUCGGGCCAAGGCCAACUCUACUGCUCAGCUCGGAAAGUACACCGGCGAGGGAGAGUCAGCUGAAGCAAAAGAAGGAAUGUUUGUCAAGGGAUAUGUGUACUAAACUAUAAGCUGGUUUGGAUCCCAAGGAUGAACGAGAAGGAAGAAAAAGAAGAAGAAGGACGAAGUUUGAUAGAAGACUCAGUUUCUCUCUUGAUGUGUAAUGUUAAAUUAUAAGCAUGGAAACUAUUUUUGUUCAUUGCGCGCAUGUACUCUUUUAGCCUUUUUAAUAAAUUUGCUGCUGAUGACACUA